Molecule: messenger RNA, 1242 nt
Organism: Ornithodoros turicata
Lineage: Eukaryota; Metazoa; Arthropoda; Arachnida; Ixodida; Argasidae
Exons: 2
Coding region: 1-1242 (413 amino acids)
Source: RefSeq, a predicted model, not a curated record
AUGCCCGCCAGGUGUGCCGAGCAGAAACAGGAAAUUGCAUUUAUGCUGGCUGCGUUAGCUGACUUGGAAACUGAAAUCGAGGCAGCAAAAGCAAGGACGGACCACAUCAGAAGACAGUUGCUUUUUGCCAACGGGCUGUGUGUUGCAGCCGCUGUUGCUGAUUCUCCGACUAUACAACGGCAGAGGUGGAAGUUCGACCGAAACGAACGCUGGUUUGAGGACACAUUGCCGUACCUUGGUGAACAGUUUUUCCGACAGUCAUUCCGCGUUUCACCCACUACUUUCCGGUAUAUCGUGGAAAUGUGCGGACCGCUCCUGCGGCGAGAGGACACCGUCAUGCGGCAGGCAAUCUCGGUUGAAAAGCGAGUGGCGGUGAGCCUGUACAAACUGUGCUCCUCUGCCGAGGACAGGUCCAUCGCACACCUUUUUGGCAUCGGACGGUCAACGGUCAACACUCUCUACAGAGAGUUCUGCGAGGCGGCCAUCACCACACUUGAGCCUGAAUGGGUAAAGAUGCCUUCAGCUGAAACAAUGGCCGACCAUAUGAAAGAGUGCAGCGCUGUCUGCGACUUCCCGCAGGCGGUGGGAGCUUUAGAUGGUUGCCCUAUUUCUCCACCGAUGGAGAGUGCGACCGAUUAUUACAUCUGCAAGGGCUGGUACAGCAUCGUCUUGCUUGCUCUGGUGGACCACCGGUACCGCUUUCUUUACAUCAGUGUUGGAUCGCCCGGACGCUGCCAUGACGCAUACGUAUAUCAACGAUCAAGCCUGGCACAGUGUGUUGAGGGGCCGCUGUUCCAAGCUCCAGUAGCCACCAUCAACGGCGUAGCAGUGCCGCCUCUCAUCCUGUGCGAUCAGGCAUUCCCUCUGACAUCACACCUAGUGAAGCCAUUCAGUCAUCGGGCUCGUCUUGACGAUGACAUGAGGCGGUUUAACUACCACCUGUCAAAAGCCAGGAGGAUAGUAGAAAAUGCAUUUGGCAGAAUGAAGGCGAGGUUCAGAUACACAAUGAAAAGGUUAGAGUGUGACCUAGACAAUGCUCCACUUGCCAUUCGCACUUGUUGCGUACUGAACAACAUCUGCGAGGCAUUCAGUGAGCCGCUGAUGCAACAAUGGGCUUCUGACUCCGAGGUUGCAAGCUCUGUGUACCAGCAGCCAAAUGGUGCCACAUAUACCAGAAGUGCAAGUGGGACAUGUGUGCGGGAUGCAAUUGUUGGCUACUACAAACAGGGAGAACAUCAGUGA